Venustampulla echinocandica is the source of this 996-nucleotide messenger RNA. RefSeq names its product Cell division control protein 2. The transcript is spliced from 3 exons. NCBI's taxonomy places the organism in Eukaryota, Fungi, Ascomycota, Leotiomycetes, Helotiales, Pleuroascaceae. Gene Ontology annotation, biological process: G1/S transition of mitotic cell cycle; protein phosphorylation; regulation of gene expression. The record is from RefSeq and is a predicted model, not a curated record. Gene Ontology annotation, cellular component: nucleus; cyclin-dependent protein kinase holoenzyme complex; cytoplasm. Gene Ontology annotation, molecular function: cyclin-dependent protein serine/threonine kinase activity; cyclin binding; ATP binding. The coding region runs from base 1 to 996 and encodes 331 amino acids.
AUGGAGAACUAUCAGAAGCUGGAGAAGAUUGGCGAAGGAACAUACGGUGUCGUCUACAAAGCUCGGGACCUCACCCAUCCCACUCGAAUCGUCGCCCUCAAGAAGAUCCGUCUUGAAGCCGAAGAUGAAGGUGUUCCAAGUACGGCGAUCCGCGAAAUCUCGCUGCUGAAAGAGAUGAACGACCCGAAUAUCGUGCGGCUACUCAAUAUUGUCCAUGCCGACGGCCAUAAGCUCUAUCUCGUCAUGGAGUUUCUUGAUCUCGACUUGAAGAAGUAUAUGGAGGCGCUGCCGAUCAGUGAUGGAGGGCGGGGCAAGGCUUUACCCGAGGGAUCUGGUCCGGAUCUGGGAAGACUUGGUUUGGGCGAUGCUAUGGUCAAGAAGUUCAUGAGCCAGCUGUGCGAAGGUGUUAGAUACUGCCAUAGCCACAGAGUACUUCACCGUGAUCUGAAGCCGCAGAACUUGCUCAUUGACAGAGACGGCAAUCUCAAGUUAGCCGAUUUCGGUCUCGCACGAGCUUUCGGUGUCCCCCUCCGAACCUAUACCCACGAGGUGGUUACACUAUGGUACCGAUCACCGGAAAUUCUGCUUGGUGGUCGCCAAUAUUCCACUGGGGUUGAUAUGUGGUCGGUUGGAUGUAUCUUUGCUGAGAUGUGUACGCGGAAACCUCUGUUCCCAGGCGACUCCGAGAUUGACGAGAUCUUCAAGAUCUUCCGCCAUCUAGGCACACCAACUGAAGCCGAAUGGCCAGGCGUCUCUGACAAGAAUUGUUUCCCCGACUUCAAGCCUUCAUUCCCCAAAUGGCAGCGCGAUAUGUCACAGACACUGUGCACAAACCUCGACGAGCUGGGACUGGAACUCCUCGAGAUGAUGUUGGUAUACGAUCCCGCUGGUCGCAUCUCUGCCAAGGCAGCUUGCCAGCAUCCAUAUUUCGAGGAAGGCAGUUCCGCGUACUCCGGCCGGAGCCUCGGUCCUACCUAUCGGAAUGGCCACCACUGA